CACACCGACAACAAACACAUACACACACUCCCUCUCCGAGCCGGACAGCACAGCCCCUGGCCCGGCAGCCCGGCAGUGGAGGACACAUCCAGGCUUCCAGGCGCCGCAGCCCGCUGUGACAGUGGACCUAACAUCGCCUUACUUUGUGGACAUGGGAGACAUGGGGGAUCCGCCGAAAAAGAAGCGGCUGGUAUCUCUGUGCGUGGGCUGCGGGAACCAAAUCCAUGACCAGUACAUCCUGCGGGUCUCCCCGGACCUGGAGUGGCACGCCGCCUGUCUCAAAUGUGCCGAAUGCAGCCAGUACCUGGACGAAUCCUGCACGUGCUUCGUCCGGGACGGAAAGACUUACUGUAAACGGGACUACAUCAGGUUGUACGGGAUUAAAUGCGCUAAAUGCAACAUCGGCUUCAGCAAGAACGAUUUUGUGAUGAGGGCCCGCUCCAAAGUCUACCACAUCGAGUGUUUCCGCUGCGUGGCUUGCAGCCGGCAGCUCAUCCCGGGGGACGAGUUCGCUCUGCGGGAGGACGGGCUCUUCUGCCGGGCCGAUCACGACGUGGUGGAACGGGCCAGCCUGGGCCCUGGAGACCCGCUCAGCCCGCUGCACCCCGCCAGACCGCUGCAGAUGGCAGCAGAACCAAUCUCGGCCCGGCAGCCCGCACUGCGGCCUCACGUCCACAAACAGCCGGAGAAGACCACCCGGGUCCGGACGGUGCUAAACGAGAAGCAGUUGCACACACUGCGGACUUGCUACAACGCCAACCCGAGGCCCGACGCCCUUAUGAAGGAGCAGCUGGUGGAGAUGACCGGCCUCAGCCCGCGGGUGAUCCGGGUCUGGUUCCAGAACAAGCGGUGCAAGGACAAGAAGAGGAGCCUGCUGAUGAAGCAGCUGCAGCAGCAGCAGCCCAAUGACAAGACGAACAUCCAGGGAAUGACGGGCACCCCGAUGGUGGCGGCCAGUCCGGAGCGGCACGACGGCGGCAUCCAGGCCAACCCGGUUGAGGUGCAGAGCUACCAGCCGCCCUGGAAGGUCCUGAGCGACUUCGCCCUGCAGAGCGACAUCGACCAGCCGGCCUUCCAACAACUGGUCAGUUUCUCGGAGGGAGGACCGGGUUCGAACUCUACGGGCAGCGAGGUAGCGUCCAUGUCGUCUCAGCUUCCAGACACGCCGAACAGCAUGGUAUCCAGCCCCAUCGAGGCCUGAGCAGCCGCCGCGUGGACGGACUGAACGGACUGAACUGAACACACAGANCCC
Messenger RNA from Epinephelus moara (kelp grouper), 1252 nucleotides. It is a transcript of the gene isl1a, whose product is annotated as ISL LIM homeobox 1a. Lineage: Eukaryota; Metazoa; Chordata; Actinopteri; Perciformes; Serranidae. Gene Ontology annotation, molecular function: DNA-binding transcription factor activity, RNA polymerase II-specific; cis-regulatory region sequence-specific DNA binding. The transcript is spliced from 6 exons. The record is from RefSeq and is a predicted model, not a curated record. Gene Ontology annotation, cellular component: nucleus. The coding region runs from base 152 to 1201 and encodes 349 amino acids. Gene Ontology annotation, biological process: positive regulation of transcription by RNA polymerase II; neuron fate specification; axonogenesis.